CUUGUCGUCUCGGGCGACUCUACCCUUGUCAGCCCCCAAUGGCAAAAGGGUACUAAGCAUCGCAUACACCCUCUCGUCUCGAUAUUCGUAACGCACGACCGGAUUUACAGUUUAGACACUACUCCAUUCCACUCUACUUUGUCGUUACCGACUGUGACUUGUGAACAUGAGCUUUCUCUUGUCUUUAUUCCGGAGUCCGGAAGAAAAAGAAACCCCGCUCGCGUCGCGGGACGACACCAACAACAACAAUAACGACAACAGUGAUAACGAGAGCGACAAUGGCGUAUUGCAGCCUCCCGUCGUCCCGCACUCUCCUUCCUUGACGACGGCACACGCGUCGAGCAAAUCCUUCGCGUCAAUCCCACCCAUGCCGUCCCGUCAGACGUCCGGAAUGAAUCGUGAUCGUUCCUUUUCCAAAGUCUUCAAUCAGUUGCCUCCGCAUUUGCCGACCCUCCAAGAAAUGCAAAUGGACCUCAUGGAAUACCUUUGUCACUUGAUACUGCUACAAACCAACGUAGCCAAAGCCCUUCUUUACAAAACUCAACUCACGCAAGUCCUCGAAUCACACCAGAUACACAAAUACGGACGUUUCUACUCACGUCUCAACCUCACCGCACUCGGAUGCGAUCUGCUCUGUCUGCCCGAAUCCGAGACUCCCGAAACCUGGACUACGCCACAAGACUGGGCACACAUGCGGGAACAACUCGUACUGACCAAGUCUCUUUUGUUGCGACGCGACGCCAAUGUGUGGGUCCCCACCGCCAUGGAGGAGUCUGAAUCUCCCACUCCUGCCGACGCGGCGCUGGAAACAACGCCGUCCUUGCCCCAACCCAACGACGCCAUUGAUCACCAACUCGAAACUCACGAAAUGUUCCAGGAUACCUACCAACAGGUCUACGAAUUCGUGCACGUACAAGAAAUUAUAGCUCGUCUCCGACUCUCGCUCCAAGAAGUGAUCGUGACACCCGACGAAAACGAUGAUCGUCGGAUCCCCCGCGCCCGGGAGGCCGUCGAGCUGUACCAACAACAGCUCGGCGCCUUAUUUCACGGACCCGAACACAUUCCCAAAGACCUCACGCACUUUUUGUUACGCGAUCUUUACCGUAAUCACCACGAUUGGAUCCGUACCGUACCCACCCAUCUGGAAGAACUGAUUCUACACCCACGCAGUGUCUUUUCACUCGCCAAGCUACAACAAAAGGUACGAUCCUUGUUGAUCAAGUGGUCCGAAAGCAUUCUAGAAAUCCCUACCCUCGUCAAAAUCGGCUACGGCGGUGUCAUGGCUCCCGUAGUUGGCGAUGACGGAGACGACGACGUAUCUGCGUGGGGGGACGACGACGAACACGCCCCCACGGCACAAGAGCUCCUCACGCAACCGCCACCCUCCAUGGACGAAGCCCACGAACCUUUGCCGGCCUCAACGCGCCCCUUGAACCAACGCUCGUCCGUCACCAUCGAAGACGCUGAAACCCUAAAACAACUGGUACUCGCUCCACCUCCGCACCGGACCCGGACCCGUGUUACCACCACGACUCCAUCCCAGCGUCCCACCCCUUCCAAAGAUUUGCGACGCGUCGCCCGACAAAAUGUCCGACGGGAACAAGAACUAUUGACCCAACCAGAAAUGGACCGCGGUGAAAGUGAUCACGACCGUUCGGACGAAGAGGAAAAGGACGACGAUGUGGAGCACGCCCAGUCCGAAGGGGAAAAAGAAAACGAUCCCGACGAGCGCAAGAUUCUGACGACACUCUCGCGGGAACAAGAGGAACGCUUGUUCGAGGAUAGCAGCACCGACGAGGAAGAGGAGCCGGAACGAAGUACCGAAGUCGCGACGCGAGACAACCGACAAAUCGAAGUCCUCUCGUCGUCCCAAAAACGCAAACGUCAUCCCCGCGUGUCCACCUCCCCAGCGACUCCCGUCAAAGGCCGAUCAACGGAAAAUAAACUGCACAAAUUGUCCAGAUGGGAAGACUCGGACGUAGAAGAGUUUGACGCCUUAUUUGUGACGGAAAAGCAACCGCUGUCGGGUCACAAGAAGCGGCCUUUCUCUUCGUUGGAAACUGCCUCGAUUCGGCACGGGGUCCGCCAAUUUGGGAUGCACAGUUGGGCCCAGAUUCGCGAUACGUAUCCCGCUUUGUCGUCCAGAUCGGGACAGCAAAUUCGGGACAAGUUUCGGACCAUGACGAAACACGGCCAAGCCUAGACACGCUACAGAGCCAUAUUGGGAGACGCUUUGGGCAGAAAUGUUUUAUGUAUAUCAACUUUUUGUGAAUUUGUUCUUCAAGUAAGACAGCAACCUCUACUUACAUACGUACACGCGACU
Molecule: messenger RNA, 2323 nt
Organism: Phaeodactylum tricornutum CCAP 1055/1
Lineage: Eukaryota; Bacillariophyta; Bacillariophyceae; Surirellales; Neidiaceae
Exons: 2
Coding region: 167-2203 (678 amino acids)
Biological process (GO): telomeric loop formation; negative regulation of telomere maintenance via recombination; protein localization to chromosome, telomeric region
Cellular component (GO): shelterin complex; chromosome, telomeric region; nucleus
Molecular function (GO): telomerase activity; G-rich strand telomeric DNA binding; double-stranded telomeric DNA binding
Source: RefSeq, a predicted model, not a curated record